This is a messenger RNA of Kazachstania africana CBS 2517, 2202 nucleotides long. RefSeq names its product Ctf3p (gene CTF3). The record is from RefSeq and is a predicted model, not a curated record. The coding region runs from base 1 to 2202 and encodes 733 amino acids. NCBI's taxonomy places the organism in Eukaryota, Fungi, Ascomycota, Saccharomycetes, Saccharomycetales, Saccharomycetaceae. The transcript has a single exon.
AUGCCCAUAACAUUUAAUGAAGCGCUAACUAAGCUACUCAACUCUGAAGCGACAACAGAUCAAUGGCAAGUGAAACAAUACUUGCAAAAAAUACGCUCACAUACGGCAAAACAUGGUGUUUCAUCUAAUCAAAUACUUCUCUUAAUUCGUUAUGUCUGUCAAACCACUGUUAUUUCCGAAGAUGUUAAAUUAGAUAUAAUUGGUAAUUGCCUAAUACCAAAUGACUAUAUGAAUUAUGAUAUUAUUGAGGAAAUUCUUUCCCAUUUGGGUUCUCCUACCAUAUUUUCGCCACACAAAAUACGGCCAUCUAAAAAUGUUCAGAUCUCCUUAUGCAGAUGGCUGGUUCAUGUGUUUCUUCUCUUACCAAAAACAGCCAAUGACGAGUGCUUAUCGACUUUAAUUCACCUUUGGAAGUUCGAUUAUAUUCAAACGUGGAUAUCGUAUCUUAUAAUAUGGUAUACUGAGCGUUCAAAACAAAUUAAACAAUGGAGGAUAAAACUACUGGUCAAAACUGCAAAGAAACCAGGUUAUACCAACGCCGCAGCAAACGCUUCUCUGAUUUUGAAAAGGUAUAUGAGCAUUGUGGGGACAUCGGAGAAAAUUUCACGUUUAAUAUCUCAGCUAACUUAUAAAACAGAAGAUUUGAAGUCUUUACAAAAUCUGCAAUUUGACAAGGUAUUCAUAGGCAAACUAGAAAAGGUGCUAAUACAAGAAGCACCAAAUAGAUUUUCAAAAUAUAUCAUAGAAGACAAGCUAGAGUUGUUUAUUGCACAAUUGCGAGAUUCUGACAUCGACCCAAGAAAGCUGAACUUUAGAUCUAACGUACCUGAAGAUACCUCAAAUCUUUACAAUAUUUAUACGCUUCAUCAAUUAUAUCAAAAUUGGUCUGAUAUCAGGCUGCCUAAAAAUGUAGAACCAUUAUUUCCUCUAUCAAGACAUAACAUAAUUCAAUUCUAUCCUUUGGCAUUAUACAGGGAAAACUUGAGCAGCGGAAAUAAAAAUUUUGAGGAAUUUUGGUCUCAGAUGUACAACUGGCUCCUGAUUAAUCUCCGAAAUUGUUUCCAAAAGAAGCUGACAACAUCAACAGAAAGAAAUAUUUUAUUCUAUAACAUUAUUAAGAACUGUCAAGUGUUUAGCGUAUUUGUUCCCAGAAUAUUGAAUGAUUUCCUCACCUUAGAAAAUUUCCUCGCUGACACAAACCUAUUCGUUGCUUUAUGUGAAAGGCUUUUCCCUUUGGUCAUACCACCAAACGAUCUACCAGAUUUCAGAAACAGGUUACUGAAAAUUUUAGCGAUAUGUCACCUCAGUAAAACAGCAAAGGGAGAUCAAUCUUUUUGCUCGAAUACGAGGACAUUUCCUGCUGUUUGCCAUUCAAUGAUAAGGAUGUUUGAAAAUUGGAUAACCCAGUAUGCUGAUAGGACUGAUAUUAUAGAAUUUUCGUUGGACCUAUUGAACGAUCUACGUAAGCUCUUACUAGCGAAUUUAAAACAUUCGCAGGACGAUAGAAAUGUCUCCAUUUGUCUAAUGAUUUUAUUGAACGUUCUCUCAUCUGUUUCGUACAAGCAUGAAAGAGAUACCACCGCAUAUUCCAACUUUUUGGAGAAACUAAUUUUGAAGAAUUAUACCGUAAAUAAGUUGAUUACUUUCGACGAUCCAAUUUUAAUGGAUGCCUGUUGUAAGUAUCUUAUUGGCAUUAAAAAUUUGCUGCUCGAUAGGCCUGCGACGGAUAUAUACGUUCAAUUACAAAAUCAAUAUAUCAUGGACACCACCAACUAUCUUUGGAGAAACAAGAUUAUUAGUUCAAGAAAAUUUUUCAACAUUCCUUCUGAUUUCAUAAAGGCUUUCUCUGAAAAUCUACUCUCUCAAACACCUAAUUUGAAACCAAAAUCCAUAUAUUCAAUCACGGGUAUUUCAGCUUUCUCGUAUGUGACACUAGUUGCCGAACGAACUUUAGAAGAAAGGUACCACACAAAUAUACAAUAUCAUGAGCUACUUACUGAGGAGGGAUUCAAAAGGUUUUCAGAAUUGAUUGCAGAACGGGCUGAUGGUACUUCAAACGUAUGGAUUCCAAAUGUUGAAACGUUCACAGAUUUGAAAACUGAGCUGGUGAAACAACUCAAAAAAAUGGCUCCCUAUGGUAAUACUGCAUUGUUUCUAUUUACAUAUCUCAAGAGCUUAUCAAAAUAUAAAGAUAGCUCGUAA